Orbilia oligospora ATCC 24927 is the source of this 336-nucleotide messenger RNA. RefSeq lists its product as uncharacterized. The coding region runs from base 1 to 336 and encodes 111 amino acids. The transcript is spliced from 2 exons. NCBI's taxonomy places the organism in Eukaryota, Fungi, Ascomycota, Orbiliomycetes, Orbiliales, Orbiliaceae. The record is from RefSeq and is a predicted model, not a curated record.
AUGGUUUCCAAUUCCAAUUCCGUCAGUGAUCAGGAGUUCCUUCUCCGCUGUAUCGAACAUGUCCACGGCGAUCUUAAGAUCAACUUUGACAAAGUCGCAAAAGACCUUGGCUACGCCUCCGCCGCUGUCGCAGCAAACCGCAUGCGUAACUUACGAAAAAAACUUCAAGAAAAAAAGGAUGAAAAAGAGGCCAAGGCCGAUAAUACUAGCUCCCAAGUCAAGAAAGUCAAAGAAACGGACGAGAAGCCAAAGGCUAAGCGUGGAAAGAAAAGAAAAAUCGAAGAAACCACUUCGAAAUAUGAAAACGAAGACAAGAAGGCUGAGGAUGGAGAAUAA